This is a messenger RNA of Parastagonospora nodorum SN15, 1512 nucleotides long. RefSeq lists its product as hypothetical. Bases 1 to 1512 code for a protein of 503 amino acids. Gene Ontology annotation, molecular function: metal ion binding. The transcript has a single exon. The record is from RefSeq and is a predicted model, not a curated record. NCBI's taxonomy places the organism in Eukaryota, Fungi, Ascomycota, Dothideomycetes, Pleosporales, Phaeosphaeriaceae.
AUGACGGUCCAAGUAUCUCAGCCCACAGCGCUACCGGAAGGCGACCGCUACUAUCUUCUUCGUGGCAAUAUUAUGGUGCCUCUAGUACCUGCCGACCAGAUCCCUCUUCAGCUUCGAGGAUUGCCACGACAAUUGACUCAUCGCCAGUUGUCCGACGAGAACUGGAAGCUCCUACACGAAUCUAAGCAUGCUGCGUUUCCUCUGGCGAUACACGUUCCGGACAGCUACUCAUCGCCUCCACCUACGUCAAAGGCAAGCCCUGGCUUCCUUGCGCCAGAUCACCACGUUAGAAGCUCCCCAAAGCAUUUGAAUGAAGUCACAACCGAGACUUGCCGCUUGCCUCCACCCGCACACCCAGCUCAGUCUCCCAGGCUCGACGCUCGCUGCACUUACCAAGCUGCUCCAGAGCAUCCAGCAUCUUUAACGGAUACUUUCGCGUCCAUCUACCCGCGAGAUGCGCAACGUUUCGGCUACCAUACCCCAUAUCCCUCCGGUGUCCAGCCCGAUCCAUCGAAGAAAGUAUACUGUUCUCACUGGAUCAAGACUGGCGAAUGUUCGUUCAUCCAACAAGGCUGUAGGUACAAGCACGAGAUGCCCAAUCUUGAGAAGUUGCGCGAGCUGGGUGUGACACAAAUCCCAAAGUGGUGGAAGGAGAAGUCUGCGAUCACUGCUAGAGGUCCGACGUGGAUGCAACAGCGUCUUGCUGCCGGUCAUGGAGAUGAUUCUCAGGCAGGAGAGAUGCCACCUCCGCGCGCCUUUCCUGAUCCUUCAACCUUCCGGAGUACACAGGCUGUCGACUCUAUCUCUCCCGACAUGUCCCGACAGCUACAUGGUAUUCCGCAGAAGGGACUUGUUUCUGAGGAACCAGAAAACGUACAGGUGCUUCGGAAGCCCACUUUGAAAGCUACGACGCGGCCAGAGAAGGUUAUCGCGAACCUUCUCAUCGAUAUCGACGAUGAACCAGUGUCUUCAUACAGCCCUCAGUCUUCACACUGUUCCUCAGCCAGUGCUAGGUCCCGCCAUGACCGAACAUCAUCUGCCAGCAGUGCUGCAUCGUCACCCCCUGCUUCCCUACUCGAUCAACCUACCACAGGGAUUACUGCAAGCAUAGAGAGUAUCCACAUUGCUGAGGAAGCACUCAAAGAACGCACCAUCCGUCGCCGGAUGUCCCCAGCCCCGAACAACGAGCAGUCCGAGGCCAAAGAUAAUUGUGCGCCAGUCAAGUCAACCAUCAAGAACAUAGAAGCCCCCCGCAAAGCAUCACCCGAAUCUCCCGCGCCGCUCAAGCAAACCGGGUUGGCCAAAUCAAAACACUCCGUCACCAGAAACAUCUUGCCUGACUUUCCUGAUUCGUGCAGCAAGAACAGCGCCCACAAGACACAGUCAGAGCAGGUCAAGACAAGCACGGGAGACAAGUUUCGCAAUGCCGCACGUGCGAAAGGCCGCGCCGUAAAGCGUGCGUCCAUCGAGAGCAAGUCACUGGCAAACGUUGCUAAGCGUGUUGCCGGAUAG